AUGAUGCUUCAUGAUGGUUAUAUCUAUACUGUAGAACGUACAACAACGACGAAAUUAAUUCUUCGAUGCCAGAAUCGAGAUUCUCGUUGUCAUACUAAUUUAUCAAUGGAUGCAAUUCUCUCCCAACCAACAACCCAUUCCCAUGCUCCACAAUCUGAUCGUGUUCCAGCUAUUCAAUUAAAAAAUGAUAUUAAAGCUCGUGCUGUGAUAACAGAUGAACCAACCAGUUCAAUUAUUCAUUCCGCCUUACGUACAUAUCCAUUAAGUGCCGCUGGUGAACUUCCAAGAAAUAAAGCACUUAUGCUAAUGAUUAGACGACAACGUACUGUUGAAACAGUCGAUGUCAAUGGUCGUUUACCAGAAAGAUUAAGAAAGACAUAUCGUGAUGAAGAUUUCAUCUUGCACGAAGACAAAAAUUUAAUUAUAUUCACAACAAAAACUAAUUUAUCCAUUCUUAAGCAAAACAAACAUUGA
Rotaria sp. Silwood1 is the source of this 474-nucleotide messenger RNA. The record is from the annotation of a GenBank genome assembly. Lineage: Eukaryota; Metazoa; Rotifera; Eurotatoria; Philodinida; Philodinidae.